AUGAAUGCUUCACGUCUAUUGACCAGGCGCCUCGCCAGUCGCCCACUGACUGCAGGCGUAUCACGACGCUGCAUCUGCACCACCUCGUCACGUCUCAACGAGAACCCUCGAGUCCACCCCAAUGCUGAAGAGUACCGCAAAUACCAGAAGGAGAGGGCGGACAACCCACACAUGACAAACACUAAUUCUACCAUUCACAACGAGAUGCCUUCGGUGGGGAAGGAUGCACCUCCGCCAGAAAUGCUGAGUUCUGCCGAUCCCAACUACGUCCCCAAGGACAGAGUUCCCGAGAACACAGACAAGAUGACAGGAGGAACCCAGCCGGGAGACCCCAACAAAGUAAGCCGACCAGAAUAUGCUGUUGGUGAAAUGGAGGGCAUCUCGUUUCGAGUUGAGCCUUUACGUCGCACGGGGGAAGAUCUUCCCACCAUGAGAGCCAGAUUACUAUACCAAAGCAGGAAGCGAGGGACAUUAGAAUCCGACCUCCUCCUCUCCACUUUUGCAGCCGAGAAUCUUUCCUCCAUGAGCAGAACCCAACUCGAGCAGUACGAUUUCCUUCUGGACGAAAACGACUGGGACAUCUACUAUUGGGCAACGCAAUCCCCAGCCAAUGCGCCCACAUCGCUCGAGACUGCGGAAGGUGCCACGAGCGAAAAGAAGAACCAGACCACCGACUACACCUCUCCCGCCAACCCGGGACAAACUCAAGAGACCGAUGCAUGGAGGCAGGGAGCUCCGCGCGGAGAGUGGGCUCAAACUAUAGGGACUUUCAGACCGGCGUAUAGACCCGUGCCGCAACGGUGGAAGGACAGCGAGAUUCUGAACAUGCUACGCAGGCAUGUCAAGGAAAGGAGUGCUGGCGGCGUUCUGGAGGAUGUCAAGGCGACUCCCAACAGCAAGGGCAACGGUAGUGGUCUUGGGAGAAUGCCCGACGUCCAAAUCUUUGAUUGA
Molecule: messenger RNA, 951 nt
Organism: Cladophialophora bantiana CBS 173.52
Lineage: Eukaryota; Fungi; Ascomycota; Eurotiomycetes; Chaetothyriales; Herpotrichiellaceae
Exons: 2
Coding region: 1-951 (316 amino acids)
Biological process (GO): mitochondrial electron transport, succinate to ubiquinone; protein-FAD linkage; mitochondrial respiratory chain complex II assembly
Cellular component (GO): mitochondrion
Source: RefSeq, a predicted model, not a curated record